AUGGAAAGGGUCGGCGAAUACGAAAUCGUGUCGGUCGUCGGUAGCGGCUCUUUUGGCAAGGCAGUCUUGGUGAGAGACAAAGCUGGGCGAAAGCUGAUUAUGAAGCUCAUCAAUACCCGGCAAAUGAACAAAGAAGACAUCGAGGAGGCCAAGAGAGAGAUACAGGUUUUGUCUAAAUUGGUUGAUGCUCCCUUCAUUGUUCACUACAGGAAUGCAUUCAACGAUACUUACCACGGAUAUCCUCAUCUGUGCAUCGUUAUGGACUUCUGCGAGGGCGGAGACAUGGGCAAGCUUAUUCGGGAAAGGAAGCGGCAGCGCAAAUACUUCAGUGAAGUUACCCUUCGGACCUGGCUGUUGCAGCUGUCGAUUGCUCUUGAGUAUAUGCACAAGCACAAAAUACUGCACAGAGACCUAAAGCCUGCCAACGUAUUUUUGGACGAAAGUAACUACAUCCGAGUUGGAGACUUGGGAUUGUCGAAAAUAUUGGAGUUUACGCUGCAGCAGGCAAAAACACAGUGUGGGACUCCAGCCUUCAUGGCACCUGAAUUGUGCAAGGGGAAGCCAUAUUCAUCGGCAGCAGAUAUUUGGGCGUUGGGAUGUAUAAUGAUAGAAGCGGCUACUUUCGAAUUGCCUUUCAGGGGUCUGAGUUUCCCUGAACUCAACAGGAAUAUCUGCAAUGCACCUGCCCCCAAAAUCCCCGACCGCUACUCUGCCGAACUGCGGAUAAUAUGCGACAAAAUGCUGAGCAAAGACCCAGCAAUGAGACCCACGGCGAGAGAUAUACUGGAGAGCCCUUGCCUCAAGAACGACUACUUGGCGUACAAGCAAAAAAAUCCGGGAGUUUGA
Molecule: messenger RNA, 846 nt
Organism: Eimeria maxima
Lineage: Eukaryota; Apicomplexa; Conoidasida; Eucoccidiorida; Eimeriidae
Product: CMGC kinase, CK2 family, putative
Exons: 8
Coding region: 1-846 (281 amino acids)
Biological process (GO): protein phosphorylation
Molecular function (GO): protein kinase activity; ATP binding
Source: RefSeq, a predicted model, not a curated record